Stylophora pistillata is the source of this 316-nucleotide messenger RNA. Its product is annotated as formamidopyrimidine-DNA glycosylase-like. NCBI's taxonomy places the organism in Eukaryota, Metazoa, Cnidaria, Anthozoa, Scleractinia, Pocilloporidae. The record is from RefSeq and is a predicted model, not a curated record.
AUGUCGGGUCAGAUACUUAUCAAUCCGGACACAAUAACGAUUCAUGAUCACCUUGAAGUCACUCUAAAUGAUGGAAAAAUAGUAUAUAGAGACCCUCGAAGAUUUGGGUAUAUGGGUAUGAUGCUCACUUCAAAAAUCAAGGAUUCUCCUUGGUUCAAGGAACUAGGAAUAGAACCUCUAUCAAAUGAAUUUGAGGGACACUAUUUACAGAAACAACUUCAAAAUAGAAAAGCCCCCAUUAAGAAUUUGCUUCUUAUGCAAAAUAUUGUAGCUGGUUUGGGCAAUAUUUACGUAUGUGAAUCUUUAUUUGAAGCAG